AUGAAACACCAGAGCCCCCCAAAUCCACGACCAAGGCAGCAUCAGGGACAGCGCCACCAGGCCCCAUUCCAGGAAGAAGUCAAGUCGCUCAACAACAACAACAACAACAACAACAACAACAACAAUAUCAACAAUAUCAACAAUAUCAACAACAACCACAACAACAUCAAGAACAACAACAUCAACAACAUCAACAACAUCAACAACAACAACAACAACACCAACCUUCGCCAAGAAAAUCAACGCCGGAGUCCAGCGUCCUCGCACAGGCUCAAGCUAUAA
Molecule: messenger RNA, 282 nt
Organism: Clonostachys solani
Lineage: Eukaryota; Fungi; Ascomycota; Sordariomycetes; Hypocreales; Bionectriaceae
Source: the annotation of a GenBank genome assembly